AUGGGUCGUAAUACCUUCACCCGAGCUUUAAGCUUGGGAGCCCUGUUUCUUCUUGGCUCCGAUCUUGUGACACAAGUCAGUGGUCUUCCCAAGACUCCGUGGGCUCAGCAGCGCGCCAAGGGUCAUGGCAGGAAGGCCCUCAGCCAUGCCAUCAACAAGCGUCAGUUCGCCAACACCUCCGAGCCUGCCGACUGCGUUCCUCACAGUCCCCUCGACAUCGAGGCUCCCAAGGAAAACAUUUGGAGUGGGUUGACCGGCCCCGAGGCCGCAGGCGUUACCGAAUGGCUCUUCGCCCAGAAAGAGCUGAACCUUAGCCUCAGUGAUAACGCCACGUCGUGGGACAACACAAUCGUAUUGGUGGAGCUCAUGCAGCCAAACAAGUCUGAUGCUCUGGCCUACAUCGACGGAAGCGCCCCUGCGCCGGCUCGUUACGCCCACGUAUUGCUCGACUUCCGCGCUACCGAAGACCCCGAGUACCAAGAUAUCAUCGUCGGUCCUUUGCCAGUCACCAACGGCACCACAAAAUGGGAGCGUCUCGAGUACCCCUACACGCGCAAGACGAGCGGCAGAGUCCGCAACCUCGACGCCGACGACGAAGCCAUGCAGCAGUGGCUUUACAAGGCCGGGAAGAGCGUCGCCGACAUCACCAAAGACCUCUGGAAUGCUACCGCCCAGGGGCUCGAGAACGACACCCUGUCCAUCUGGGGCAUCGACCCGUACUACCAGGAUGGCGGCCGCGUCCAGCGCUGGGACACGUUCUGGAGCGUUCCCGACUCCAUCUUCGAUGUCGGUUCCAUGAUGCCUAUGGGACUGUUCUUCAUGUCCGACGUCACCGGCCGCGACCCCUCCAAGUGGAUCAUUGAGGGGUGGUACUACAACGGCAUCUUCUACGAGACUACGGAGGACUUCCGCAAUGCGUACUGGAGCGGCAAUGUCGAAAAGCUCGGCGGCAACUUCGCGGGCGACUGGUCGGCGACCGAUCAGCAGGGAGAGGUCCUCCCGAGGGACACCUUGGCUCCUCCGACGUCUGUCGCUCCCCAAGGUGCCAGGUACUCCGUCGAUCCCGAGAGGAAGUACGUUGAGUGGAUGGGAUGGUCCUUUUACGUCGGCUUUAAUCGCGACACAGGCAUGGCUCUCUACGACAUUAGCUACAAGGGUCAAAGGAUUCUUUACGAACUCGGCCUCCAAGAGGCCUUGGCCCAUUAUGCUGGAAGCGAUCCCACCCAGUCACACGUGGCGUAUCUCGACACCUACUACGGCUUCGGCCCGUUCGCAUUCGAACUGCUGCAGGGCUAUGACUGCCCGUCGUACGCCACCUACCUGAACACGUCUUUCUACGUGGACGAGAGCACGCACACACACCUGAACAGCAUCUGCAUGUUCGAGUUCGACGCCGACUACCCCAUGGCCCGACACAGCUCGGCCGAGUACGUGACGGCCACGAAGAACGUGUACUUCACCAUCCGGUCCGUCUCGACCGUCGGCAACUAUGACUACAUGUUCAGCUACAGCUUCUUCCUCGACGGCAGCGUCGCCGUGGAGGUCCGCGCCUCGGGCUACAUCCAGGCCGCCUUCCACGCCAAGAACGACGGCUACGGCUUCAAGAUCCACGACCAGCUGUCGGGCAGCAUGCACGACCACGUGAUCAACUUCAAGGCCGACUUCGACAUCUUUGGCACGGAGAACUCGGUCCAGCGCAUGCACCAGGUCCCCACGACCCAGGUCUACCCCUGGUCCAAGGGCAAGGCCUUCAACACGAUGAAGGUGGAGAGGGAGUUCGUCGCCAACGAGGACCAGGGCCGCUUCGACUGGAGCUACAACAACCAGGACCAGCUCUUCGUCCUGAACCAGGACGUCAAGAACAGGCACGGCGAGUACCGCGCCUACCGCGUCCUCCCGUACACCGGCGCCGCGCACCUGACGGUCAAGGACUCCAACAUCCUCAAGAACUCGGCCAAGUGGGCCGGCUACGACAUCAUGGUGUCGAGGCGCAAGGACACGGAGCCCCGCAGCAGCCACCCGUACAACAACCAGGACACGGAGAACCCCCCCGUCAACUUUGACGCCUUCUUCGACGGCGAGAGCCUGAACCAGACCGACCUCGUUCUGUGGCUCAACCUCGGCAUGCACCACGUCCCUCAUACGGGCGACUUGCCUACCACCGUCUUCACCACGGCGCACUCGGGAAUCCAGUUCAUGCCUGCCAACUACUUCGAGGUCGGCCCCAACGUCGAGACGGUCAACAUGGUCCGCAUCAACUACUCCAAUGGAAACACCACCGAGGUGGUCACCUUCGGCGCCGAGACGGACAGCUGCGCGCUCGACUACGAGCCCACCCAGGUCGACCUGUGGAACUACAAGGGAGACGUCGUUGUUCGGAAGUUCCCGUACCUGCCGGAUGAUCCGUACUACGAGACGGACAGCAUCUGA
Molecule: messenger RNA, 2430 nt
Organism: Colletotrichum destructivum
Lineage: Eukaryota; Fungi; Ascomycota; Sordariomycetes; Glomerellales; Glomerellaceae
Product: Putative copper amine oxidase
Exons: 4
Coding region: 1-2430 (809 amino acids)
Biological process (GO): amine metabolic process
Cellular component (GO): plasma membrane
Molecular function (GO): primary methylamine oxidase activity; quinone binding; copper ion binding
Source: RefSeq, a predicted model, not a curated record